This is a messenger RNA of Alligator mississippiensis (American alligator), 3886 nucleotides long. RefSeq names its product interleukin 17 receptor E like (gene IL17REL). Gene Ontology annotation, molecular function: interleukin-17 receptor activity. The record is from RefSeq and is a predicted model, not a curated record. Lineage: Eukaryota; Metazoa; Chordata; Crocodylia; Alligatoridae. The transcript is spliced from 18 exons. Bases 1316 to 2887 code for a protein of 523 amino acids.
AGUCCCCCCUCAAUUCCCUAAUUGAGUCUUUCCCUUUAAUGCCCAAGUUCUAGGGGAGACAUCUUUAGGCAGAUAUGACACUAUGACAGCAUUUCUAUUUCCAGGUUGGAGGGUUCAGCACAUGAUGUGAUCAACCUCUUGCUGCUGUGAAGCAAGCCAGUUGUGUACCUUGUUUCCUGGCUUCAGGUAGAGUAGUGAGUGUGCCAGUCUUUGAGCUACUGGGGCUGUGUAACAUGCUCUCAAUGUAAGGUAGUUCCAAGAAGGGCAUUCCAGUUCCCUUUAUGUUGAAGAAGUAGUCAGGCUUUGUGACUCAGCUCAAGCCUGCUUUUGGGGCUGGUUGGUUUUGGUGUCUUUAGUAAGGCAUACACACUUUCUAACUUGGUUGAAAAUCUAAUAGAAUGAAAAGGUUUCUUCUAAUCAGAGCAAAUAAUGUGUACUUAAGUGCAAUUAAAUUCUAGACUAACAUAUUCUUGAUAAAAAAAUCUGUCUUCUUUACUGAAGGAAAACAUGAGCCAAUCUUGUAAGGCCAUUGGUCCAUUACAGCCACAUCACUUCAUAGAAUCACAGAAUCAUAGAAGUAGGGUCGGAAGGGACCUUGUAGAUCUUCAAGUCUGACCCCCUGCCUGGGCAGGAGGAAAACUGGACUCAAUUGACCCCAGUUAGGUAGGCAUCAAGCCGCUUCUUAAAGACCCCCAGGCUAGGAGCCAGCACCACUUCCCUUGGAAGCUGGUUCCAGAACUUGUGGACUAUUCAAAGUAUCUCUUUAGUUUCAGUGGCUUGCCUGUCUGAACAUAAGAAAAGCACUCCUGUUUCUCCAGCUUUUAUAUAUUGGAAUCUCUGUUCAUGGGAAACCGAGGAACAAAAAAGCAGAUCAGGAUGCAAUUACAUUGUUACUGAUUUUGCAUAGUGCUUUUCUAUAUUCUGCUUGACAGUAGCUAUUGUUAGUUCUUAAUUUUCAUGACAAUUGAAUUUACACACAAAAUCAACAAAGAAGAAAUUUGCUAAGACUUGUAUACGAUGAUGAAAUCCAAAAGGAAAUGUUUUACUAUGAUUGUCUAGAUCUGAAAGCAUUCUUUACUAUCUUGUACACAGGAGCAUACGUUUUGAAUUGUGAGUAAAGCUUGCUUCAUUGCCCAGACAAUCAGCAUACUUCUCAACACUGGUAACAAACUUGUAGUAAGAGGAGGAGCCUAGCUCAGAGGUAGUGUGGGUGGGACUAAUACAUAUUAAAGUUUUGGCAUGAGAGAAAGAGUUGUCAGAGUUGGAGGUCUAUUUCUAAAAGAUUAAUCCAAGGCUGUGAUUUUUAAAAUUUAAGAUGCUAAGAGUUGAUGUUCAGAUUUUUAUUAUAAUAAUUUUGGGGACCUCUGAUUGCCAGAUAAUUCCCCGGAUUGAAGAAUGUGGACUUGCCUGCUCUCAGGGCAUUCAUUGUAAAAGCAAACCUGCCAGUGAAUCUGAUAUUUUUAACAGUUUCUGCCGAGUUGCUCCAACCACUUCAUCUGCUACUGCACUGAAAAGCAUGAAGCUCUCAACAGUAAUGAAGUGUGUAAAGGGAAGUCAAUGCUUCCUUCAUUUAAAUGUUAAAGGAACACUCAGUCUCAGUGAAAAUAUUCGUGGGCUGGAAAUUUGUUAUCUCUCACUGGACACACAGCAGACCAGUUGCAUGAAUGUGAGGUUUUCUCGCAAAACAAACCAGCAGCCUCUUGGAAGGAAGAUACAAGUACAGUUUAAUUGUUUUGAAGUCAAAGCAGCGCAGCACAUCUAUGUGACUAUGAAAACAAUACCAAAUUACUGUGAAGUAAAGCUGAGUCAGGAAUACUAUGUUGAAGACUGCAGAAACAAUGAUGUGGGAAAACAUAUUCCAUCUUGUUCAGGGAAGUUGGAUUACAGUGUGGACAGGGCAAAGAAAGUCAUAUCUGUGAACAUAUCCCACUUUCCUGGAGACCAAGACUAUUAUGUCCGCUUAUGUCACAAAUGGUUUAUUUGUGAAGACGCAGGGGCAUUGGCUCGGAUAAAAGGGAAGGAGUCUUUGAAAUCUAUUUCUUUGCAGUACUCCCAGUUACUGCCUUGUCUCUGCAUUGAGGGUUGGGAAGCAGUUCCAGAUGCAAGGAGGAUACAACUUUGCCCUUUUAAAAAUGAUACCAAGGCACUAUGGGAUAACAUUAUGUAUAAUUCAGCCACACAAACAUUAGCCUGGGAACAAGCCUGUCCUGUGCAAGUCAGAGUUAGCCUAUGCAGGUUAAUGAAGUCUAAUUACCAAUGUGUGGAUCUCCCAAACUCAUCAUAUACAGUUCCAGAAAAUCACAUAAGAUAUUCUCGUGUGGACAGCCAUCCAGGACUUUGCAUGAAGUUUACCACCAAGCAGGGUUCAUGGAUUAGAUGCCCAUUUGCUCAUGGAAAAUUCCCAGUAUGGAAAAUGAGAAUUGCUGGAAGAGAAGAACAGAUACAGGUCUCUUUCACAUCACAAACCAAGGCACAAUUAUCAGUGUUGGUGUGUAACCAGAUGCAGCUGUCUUCCUGUGAAUCUGUUGGGACACACUAUUCAGUUUCUUUGGGUGGCUCGGAUUCCACAUCUAUCAAUAUUCCGGGUGAAAUAUGCAGCUCAAAGGUUUGCAUUCAGGCCUGGAGGACAGAUGUAGAUUAUUCUGUUCCACUACAGAUCUGUGAUAUCCAGUGUGCAUUAUCUUCACGGAAUCGAGAUGAAGAUGAAAACUCCUUAAAGGUUAUAUCUCUGACAGCAAUAAUUCUAUUACUUGCAACUAUUCUGACUGUUCUUGGACAUAAAUUUUUGACAGUUUUUCAUCAAAGGACACAUGAAGGCAGAAGUCCAGCACAUCUCAUGAAGUGCAGUUCAUCCACUGGAAUGAAGAGCACCCAACCCUGGCACUGAUGUUGGAGUUGAGUGAAUCGAGCAGAACUCUUUCAAGAUCCUUAGCAGCCUUUUCAAUAGCACCUUAAUGGUACCUUAUAAUUGGAAAUCUUUGCUCAAAUAUGUCAUCGUCUCUCAUGCAAAGAAUUCCCAUCACCUUCAGUGGAAUUAUUUCAUAAGUGAAAGGCUUUGCACAUACAGCCAACAAUAUGUUUUUUCUUUAUUUUUUUUUUUUUAACAACUUCAAAUGAAGGAGUAUUAUGCAUUCUCUCUCUUCCAGGGUGUCAAAAAUAGCAAGAUCUGUUGUGGGUAGGAAAUCCAGUUCACAUUUUCUUGUUAAAUGAAUUGUUUCUUUAAUAUGCCAGAAGUGGGCAGCUUUGGUACCUCAAAUGCAUUAGUAUGGGUAUUUUAAGAUUUGCACAUUUCUGAUCCUCCCAUUCAAGCUAUAAGCACAAAUUGCUGGGAAAUAUGGACUGGAGGGGAUUUAUUUUAAACAUUGUUAAAUAUAAUUUAUCUCUACAGAACUGUGCCUUUCUUUAUUUUCUGAAACCUUUCUGAUGUCCUUCUGAUGUCUUUAUUUGGGAAAAUCCUGCCCUGGACAGGCUGAUCUUCCUGAAUUUCAGGAAUCCCAAGUUUCUUUGAUAACCAAAUUCAGUAUUUUGUGUUGUAUUCCUUGGACUUAGAUGUAUCUUUCCUGGUUUCUUUUUCCCACUUUGUCAGAAAAUAAAUUUAGCAGCUUUGUUAAAUAAUUUGAAAGUUAAAGCAACAAUGCACACUUUCUCUCUGGGCUGCUGGAUUCUGCUCCCAUUACAGUCAAUGGGAAAAUCCCAACUGACUUCAGUUAGAGGAGGAUCAGGUCUUUAUUUUUCAGGUAUUUAAAACUCUUACAUGGAAAUACAGUCCUAAAGGAAAGUAUUUUGUUAACGCAGUGAAUUUAAGCGAACUGUUUUUGCUUUGUAUAAUGUUAAUGUUAAUAUUUAUACUUAACAGUUAAGAAUACAACCACAUGCUGUAAAACUA